AUGCAUAUUUUGACACCAUUGUUACCGACAGAGAAGGAGGUCAUAUGGGAGAAAAUCAAUCACAAAUCCGACCUUUUUAUAGAGGAGGAGGAAGAGGAUAAGAUCAACCAAGGCAAUGAUAACUAUUCACUGGAUACAGUGGCAUACUUAAAUCAUAUAAAGGAGGAAAACUGUAAAUUUUUAGCUCAAUCUAACCAAAUAAUCUCUCAAUUAGACACGUUAUUAGCUAUCCACUCGUCUGUUACUAGUCAAACUCAGGAUUUCCAAUCAGAAUCAAACACUCUAAUUGACAAUCUACAUUUUCUACAAGAGUUGUAUUCAUCACUAGUGGAUAAAUUUAAACUCUUUAAUAAUCUAGAUUCUAUAGUGAAAAAGCUAAAUACGGCGAACAAUUCCAAGUUAGUUCUCAAACCCUCCUUCUCCCAAUUAUUGCAAGAUUUGGACACUUCGAUUGAGUUCAUCAAUGAUCCUCAACAUGCAAACUAUAAAGAUAUAUCAGUGUACAAAUCUCGUUUUAACCAGUGUCUGGUCCGAGCGUUGUCACUAAUUAGAAACUAUAUUACUUCUUACAUACGCUCAAUAGAAUCAAAGAAUAAAGAGCAAUUGGUAAACGCCAAGCCUAUCACUAUAGACGCAAUUAUAAAUGUCAACUUUGUAAACGAUCUUUCACAUAUCACAAACUUAUUUACUCAAUUGUACAUUCGCUCAACUGAUCACGCGUCGUUAUUAGAAGAUGUCUACAACCAGUAUUUCCACUCUCGUCAAUCUUUACUCUCUCAAUUUAUUAUUAAUCCUCACAUUGAUUCAGUCAGUUUUAAUGAAGAUCUCUUGACCCUUUCGACGACUCAAAUAAAAUACUUUUCCAAGUUGGUCGAUAAAGAGUUUGAAAUUUUCAAAUCAAUAUUUUUCUCUCCGUUGAUAGAUAAUUCAAUCAACGCAACAGUAUUACAGCCACAUUUGGAAUCUUUGCUUGACCCACUAUAUUAUCUACUUAGAAAUAAAAUCUUACGUGAAUCCUCAAUCGAUAAGUUGUCUCAAUUAAUUACCUUUUUGAUCGAUGAACCUCCUAUUUUCUUGCCAAUUUUACAAGAUGCACAAUCUCGUUUACUAUUUCAACUGCAGAAAAACGAACCAAAACCUUACUCUCGUACGGGCAAAGAACUGAUCAUCACUUCAAAUUCGAAUAAAAAUAAAAUAUAUCCUCCAAUUGAAACAUCAAUAUCUGUAUUAGAGACAGUCAAUGGUUUAUUACCGAAACCUGUGUUUGACGAUAUAACUGCUUCUUUUAUUGAUGCUAUUCUUAAAAGUUUUCCACAUGCUAGUCCGUCAGAUUUGCAAUGGUCACUAUAUAUACUUCAUUCACUACUUGAAUUACAAAAACAUGUUAAUUCAUGGGAAAUUCUAUAUCUAAAUAGGGAUACUCAAAUAGAGUGGCAUGUCACACGACCAUGGUCAGUAAAACAUGAGUUUAAUGAUUGUCGGUUGAAAUUACAGCUGAAAAUAGAUGAACUAAUUCAAUCUUUUGCGCAGCAAGUCGACGAUAAUGAUGUUAGACGUACUUGGACGCUGUGCAAAGAGUCAGUAGGCAGUGACCAUGCAGCAAAACUGAUGGAUUUUAUAGCGAAAGUUAAAGGCUCGGAUUGGAGAGAUGAAAUGAUGCACAUAUUACAGACUGAAAAUGAAACCGAUGCUGAAAAUGUUGAUGAGGAAAUUGAAGUAUCUGAUUUAGAUGAUUAG
This is a messenger RNA of Pichia kudriavzevii, 1737 nucleotides long. RefSeq lists its product as uncharacterized. Gene Ontology annotation, cellular component: COG complex; cis-Golgi network; membrane. Gene Ontology annotation, biological process: cytoplasm to vacuole targeting by the Cvt pathway; intra-Golgi vesicle-mediated transport; Golgi organization. The coding region runs from base 1 to 1737 and encodes 578 amino acids. The transcript has a single exon. NCBI's taxonomy places the organism in Eukaryota, Fungi, Ascomycota, Pichiomycetes, Pichiales, Pichiaceae. The record is from RefSeq and is a predicted model, not a curated record.